GCUCUCUGCGGCAACACUGAUUUUUUUUGUGACUUAGAUGAAUGAAGUACUUCAGCUCGCUGACGGCAGUCAGCCUCUUCUUGAGAGACAGAGAUGACAAAGACCAACCUUUUUUUCGUUGGGAGUGGUGAAGAUUGUGAAGAAGAUCGCUCAAUAACUACCAGUCUUCCAGUCGUAAUGACAAAACACUAGGCUGCAGGAUGGUCUAAGAAGGCCUAGCAGGACUGUCAAGCGUUGUGGAAGGACGAGGAGGGGCUCGAUGCGUGCUCGAAGCCCACGACGAGCUUGAGGAAAGCAGAUCACAGAUUGCGAGCUGGAGAGAGAGAGAGAGAGAGAGAGAGAGAGAGAGAGAGAGAGAGAGAGAGGGUUUGCUUGCUUGAAGUUGCAGCAACUACGAACGUUCGCCGAGCGCUGUAGGCUGGCCCAAACUGUAGAGAGAGAGAGAGAGAGAGAGAGAGAGAGAGAGAGAGAGAGAGAGAGAGAGAGAGAGAGAGAGAGAGAGAGAGGAGGGGGGGCCCACGUUUGCCGAGCGCUGUAGGGUGGCCAAAGAACUCGAGCGAGCAAGUAAAAGAAACGGAAAGGAAAGGAAAAACGAAGAAGGAUCGAACAUCUAAGCGGAGGAGACUUGACCGUAAUUACAGUACUAUGCCUAACAAACGACAAAGUAGUCGGCGCGGUGGCGCUACCGCCGCCUCAUCCAGCCGCAGGGGGGCGCCUGUGACAGAGAUCAAUGGCGGGUUGGCUACCAAGCUUCAGCAUAUGGUGGAAGCCUACUUCAGCGACAACAACUUGCAGCAGAACAAGGCGUUGAGGGAGAUGAUAGAGGAGGACGAGGAGGGGUUUAUCCCCCUCUCCCUUGUUUGCACCCUCAACCCUGAGAUCAACCGCCUGCUGUCCAUCAAGUCAAACUCUUCGAGAUCACUUAUCCCUCCGGCGACGAUCUUUGCGGUGGCCAACGCCCUGCUGCAGUCCAGCAGCCUGACUGUCAGUCCGGACAAGACCAAGGUGAAGAGGGCGGAACCAUUCCCAGACUCUGAGACGACAGAUACCGACCGAAGGAGCUUGAUUGCCAGUCCCUUCCCGCGGAACUUGAAGCCCAAUGAGGCGAAGAGGUUCUUCUCUCAGUAUGGAUACGUCCAGAGUGUGAGAUUCCGGCGUCAAAAGCGAUCUCUCCCACGCUCCCUCUUUGUGGAGUUCUCCUCAGAAGAGGAAAUGCAGAGGGUGCUGCAAGUGCAGCUGGAGUUUCGCGGUGCGAGACUGGACGUAGAGAGCAAAACCCAGUUCCUAGAGAGGGAAAAGACGGGAAGCAAAGGAGGGACAGGUCCUGUACUGGACAAGAAGAAGAGGAAGAAGGGUGCUGCAGCAACAGGCGCAGGGAUCGAUUCCCAAAUGAUCGAUUCCCAAAUGAUGAGGAGGGAAGAAAAUGACGAAGGCGCAGAGGAAGACGAUGAAGACGAAGAGGACCGCAGUCGAGGUUACAGGGUCGGGCUCGUGUUAGAGAUUAGAGUGGAGCGAGGGGAAGAUCUCGUCGAUGAGGAGUCGAGGCAGAUGGAUAUCGUUGAACCAGUCCAGGAGGGACUGCAGGUGAAGGAUGAAGAGGAGACGGAGAAAGACGAGGAGGAGGAGGAGGAGGAGGAUGGAAAUCCCGUGAGCAAACGCAGACGUAUUGGGUACAUGGAGACGGGGGUAGGAGGAGGAGGAGAAGGAGGAGGAGGAGGACGAGGAGGAGGAGGAGGAGGAGGAGGAGGAGGAGGAGGAGGUGUGGGGGUUGAAAGUGGUGCAGAGAAGUGUGAAGUUGCGGAGACUAUGGAGGAAGAACAGCAAGAGGGCUACACCGCUAUUGAACACGUGGAGGCAGCAGAGGUGAGCUGCUGCAAGCCUGAGGGGUUGCCCUUGGACCCUGCAGACGCCCAGCAAACUGAGGAGAUAGCAGAAAACAGUGUGCAGGGAGAAGCGAUGGAUUCUGAGAAAGCCGAAGCAGACGAGCACAAGGAAGAGGAGGAGAAGGAGGAGGAGAAGGAGGAGGAGAAGGAGGAGGAGAAGGAGGAGGAGAAGGAGGAGGGGGAGGAGAAGGUGGGCAGCGAUGGGGAUCGUGUGACGCUGAAGGAAGUCAAACCUGAGAGCGAAACUGUGCACGGCCAGGAAGAAGACGACAAGCGGGUCAGUGAACUGGGCAUUUUCCAUGUCAAGCUCGGCGAAGGGGGUCCAGUUGAGGAGAAGGAGGUGGCUAAUACGGACAUGGAAGAGAGAAAAGAAGAAGAGGACUUCGAGGUCAUGGACAUGGAAGAAAGAGAAAAAGAAGCUGGUAAAGACAGUACCUGCCUCGAAAGAAUGGGUCAUGAGGGGCCAGUAGUCGACUCACUGGAGUGUCUUGUGGGGAGUAAUAUGGAGAUGGAGGAAGAAGAGAAGGAGAAUAUGGGUAGACAGGAGAGGGAGGAGAUCCCUGCAGCAGUUCUGAUGCUAGGAGAAGAAGAAGAACUUCAAGCGAAUCGAGCAAAGAACAUCGCUGAGCUCAUGGAAGCCAAGAGCGCAGAGGAAGAAGACAAGGAGAAAGCAAAAGUAGACGGUGAUCUAACGACAGACAGCCAUCGGAUUGAGAUGGGAUUGGGACCGGGACAAGCGACAGCAGAGAUGGGAUUGGGAUCGGGACAAGCGAAAGCAGAGGAACCAAAGCGUCACAGUGUAGAGAUCACAGGUGUCCAGGUGGAAGGGGGAGUAGGUGGUUGCACUCAACAGGAGGGAGGGGAGGAGGAGGAGGAGGAGGAGGAGGUGAAAUGCAGAGCCCCCCAACUUGAAGAGGAGAAAGAGGACAUUCUGAAGAGAGGAGGAGGAGAAAGUACGAAAGAGGUAGUUGAAGAAGAGGAGGCCCAGAAGGAAAAUGUCGAGGCCAUGGACAUGACACAGAGUGUGUCCAUGGACAUGCAGCUGGACGACGAAGAUGACCAGCACUUUGUGCAAGCUAUGGCUAUGGAAGGUCUCGAAGCGCAUGAGGAUAUUAUGGUGAGGGUACCUGCGGACGAAAGCCAGCAGCAGCAGCAGCAAAAGGUAGAGGAGGAGGAGAAGGAGGAGGAGGAGGAAUCUCCUGUCGUACAUAGGCUUACCUCCCAGAGUCAUGAUGCUACGGAAGCAUUGGAAGGCCACAAGACAGAAGAUCAAGAUCUUGAACAACAAGUCCAAGAAGAAGAAGAAGAAGUGGAGGGCAAAGAUGUAAAGGGGGAGGAUUUGAAGGGACUUUUCAAGAAGUAUGGCCCCGUAAAGCAUGUGGAUUUUGAAAUUGGACGUGAGGUUGGCUACAUCCGAUUCCGCAGAAAAACGGCAGCGCAGGCUGCAGUCGAAGCCUCCAAACGGGUGAAUCGGGAUCGGGGUGGGUUUAAAGUUAAAGGUAAGUUCAUCGCCGUCAGAUUGCUCCAAGGAGAGGAGGAGAGGGAGUAUUGGUUGAAAGUGCUUGGAGCCUUGCCAGCUAGAAAAACCGAAAUCGAGGCCCGGAAGAGAGCAGUUAAAAAAGCCCGCAAACCGGCACGGAGAGGAGGAAGGGGUCGACGACGAGGAGGUAGCAGACGCUGAACAGCAGACUGGCAUCAAGGAAUGCCAAGUGCUCGGCAAGCCGCGCCAGUCGUCGACUCAUCGCGCAUGCGAACCUGCGCACGCACGACACCUCAUCAACAGAUCACUCAGAGGGCCACUCGUUCUUCUCGCCUGAUUCUGGCGAAGCGGCCCCGCCCACCCGAUAUUCCUGCGGAUGUGCGGGCCUGCAGCCCACCACCUUCAUGACUCGCUUCUGUGCGAUCUGGCAUCGUCACUGCACUCUCUUUUCCAUGGUUUAUCGCAACCCGAUCUUGUGCAGUCUUCUCUGUAUUGUUCCUAUUUUGCCGGAUGCCCCUGAAGGACAAGGCCACACUCUUCGGAAGUACUGGUGAUUUAAUCUGUGCAAAUGGGGCCUUGCCCCCUCUACAGAACUGGAGCUCUUUUGGAAUGACAAGCCCUGCUGGAUGUCAUUUGGGUUUUAGGCCUCCUUUUUAAUUGGGGGUUCAGGUGGGACAGCCCCUGCUGGCUGUGUUAAUCACAGCAAGUUCCUGCUUUCCCAGUGUGAACGUAGCACCACUGGGCUGGUACUGGGGAUAACAAAUAGGAUAAGACUAG
This is a messenger RNA of Chara braunii, 4140 nucleotides long. NCBI's taxonomy places the organism in Eukaryota, Viridiplantae, Streptophyta, Charophyceae, Charales, Characeae. The record is from the annotation of a GenBank genome assembly.